This is a messenger RNA of Bemisia tabaci, 2151 nucleotides long. RefSeq names its product glucose dehydrogenase [FAD, quinone]-like. Gene Ontology annotation, molecular function: flavin adenine dinucleotide binding; oxidoreductase activity, acting on CH-OH group of donors. Lineage: Eukaryota; Metazoa; Arthropoda; Insecta; Hemiptera; Aleyrodidae. The record is from RefSeq and is a predicted model, not a curated record.
UUGUAGCUGAAUGAAACGGGGUCCAUACGAUGUACUCUGCAACUUUACCUGGAUGGCAGUCCUCUUGCUUUGCGUCUCUUGUUGCAGUCGCAUUGACACUGUACAAUAGACUUCUCCCAGACCCCGGUUCUCAACUGCAGGAUGUUCAACAGCUGUCGGCGGAGUACGACUUCGUGAUCAUCGGUGGGGGCUCGGCCGGCGGGGUGCUGGCCAACCGGCUCUCCGAGGUCGGGAACUGGACGGUGCUGCUCCUGGAGGCGGGCGGUCCGGAGACGCCCCAGGCCCAGAUCCCACUUCUGGCAGGGAGUCUCCGGGACUCGGCCCUCGACUGGCAGUUCCACACCGCGCCACCCUCCGCCGGGCAGGGAUACUGCCUGGCCAUGAACGACGGCGUCUGCAAGUGGCCACGCGGCCGCGUCGUUGGCGGUUCCAGCGUCAUCAACUUCAUGCUCUACAUCCGCGGCAACCCCAGCGACUACGAUUAUUGGCAGCACCUCGGCAACCACGGCUGGGGCUACGAGCAGGUCAAAAAAUACUUCCUCAAAUCAGAGGACAACUCGAACCCCGAGCUCCUGAAAACACCUUAUCACGAGGCCGGCGGGUACUUGAGCGUCCAAGACGCCCCCUUCAUCUCUCAACUAGCCGAAGUCUUCCUGGAGGCCGGGCGACAUCUGGGCUACGGCGUCGUCGACAUCAACGGGCGGAACCAGACGGGGUUCGCCGUUCCGCAGGGCACCAUCCGCAACGGCUCGCGGUGCAGCGUGGCCAAGGCGUUCCUCCUCCCCGUCCGAGGGCGCCCCAAUCUGAGCGUCUCCAUGAACAGCCGCGUGACGAGAAUCGGCUUCGACCACCGGGAAUCGACGCCGCGGGCCAGGUCCGUGUUCUUCGUCAAGGACAACAAAAAGCACCUGGUUAAGAGCAGGAAGGAGAUAGUUCUCAGCGCAGGGACGAUCGGGUCCCCGCAGAUCCUUAUGCUGUCUGGCGUUGGCCCCAGGGAGCACCUUAAAGGGCUCGGGAUCAAGAUGGUCAAGGACCUCCCGGUUGGCGACAACCUACAGGACCACCUAAGCGUGGGCUCUCUGACCUUCAGGAUGGACCAACCGAUCACCUUGAAGCCAACAGACACGCAGACUCCUGACAGCGUGCUGCAGUACAUCCUCGAAGCCGACGGACCUCUCACAUCACUGGGUGGCGUGGAGGGUCUCGCCUUCAUCAACACCAAGUUCGCGGAUCCUUCGGGAGAUUUCCCCGACAUCCAAUUCCACUUCACCCCACUGAGCAUGUACAACUCAAACAAUCAUCCCCUGGGCCAAGCCUUCAACCUGCGACCAGACUUGUUCAACAACACCCCAUACGCGAGCCUCCAAGACGAGAACCUCUUCUCCAUCCUCCCCUUGCUUUUGCGUCCCCUGAGUCGCGGCUCAGUUCGGCUGCGAAGUCGCGACCCCUUCGAUCAUCCCCUCAUAGACCCCAACUACCUGGCUGAGCGGGAGGACGCGGAUGUGCUCGUCGAAGGGAUGAAGGCUGCCCUCCGGUUGGUCGAGACGCCGCCCUUCAAGGCCUUGAACGCGACGCCACUGCCUUGGCCUUUUCCGGGGUGCGAUUCGCACGAUAUUUUUUCGGACGAGUACCUGGAGUGCACGAUCAGGCAUUUCACGAUGACGUUCUAUCACCCGACGUCGACGUGUGCCAUGGGGGUGGUGGUUGACCCGAGGUUGAGGGUGUUGGGGCUGCGAGGGUUGCGCGUUGUCGAUGCCAGUGUCAUGCCGACGGUGCCCAGUGGAAACACGAAUGCCCCGACGAUCAUGGUCGCCGAGAAGGGGGCUGACAUGAUUAAGGAGGAUUGGAGCUCGUGAGGUGGAACCAAACGUUUUUGGAGACCAGUGGCGUGGCAUGCUUUGCGAUAUAUCGCUUGAUCUGCCAUUAAAACCUAUAGAAAAUGAUCGCUCAACAGGAUGUUGGCGACGAGAAUUUUAAUAAUCGAUUCUUUGCCGAAGCCUUAAAUGGGGAAAUAUCGAUAGUCGAUAAUUCACACCUCGCCACUGAUGAAGACCUCAUCAUGUAUCUUUUCGGAGUGCAGCUAAAAAACCACGUGCGAUUAAAAAUAAAUUUAGUAAGUUGUAACAGCGAUGCCAAGACUGGCGGGCCCUU